UGGAAAUCGGUCCUCCUUUCUUCCCUUCUAAUAGGUUCCGUGCACUUUUUCGUAAACCCAAAUUAAUAUUUCUCCCAUAAGAUCCGAAACUCCCCGUCCCUUUCCCCCAAAGCCUCCGCCCAAAUUCCUUUACGGGGAAUUCCCUGGUGGCGAUUGAUCCAUCGAUUAAUUAGUUUUCUCGAUCCUCUCGGAGAAAUUAUCACCCUAUGGCGAAGAGUUCCUUCAAGCUGGAGCAUCCCCUCGAAAGGAGGCAGGCAGAAGCUGCUCGUAUCCGAGAGAAGUAUCCAGACAGAAUUCCUGUGAUUGUUGAGAAGGCUGAAAGGAGCGAUAUACCAGACAUUGAUAAGAAGAAGUACUUGGUCCCUGCCGAUUUAACUGUUGGGCAGUUUGUCUAUGUUGUUCGGAAGAGGAUUAAACUCAGUGCAGAGAAAGCCAUCUUCAUUUUUGUCAAGAACACUUUACCUCCCACAGCUGCUAUGAUGUCUGCAAUCUACGAUGAAAACAAAGAUGAAGAUGGUUUUCUUUACAUGACAUACAGUGGCGAGAACACAUUUGGAUCCUCCUAAGGCAAUGAAAAUAUCUUUGUAGAUAAAAAACCUUGAAAAGAAGGUGUAUAUUCUAUCGUCAUUCUCCCCAAGUUAUGCUCACUAGUUGUCAAUCCUUAAGAGCAACGCUGUUUGCAUUUCAAAAGUUACCGGACAUCUGAAUUUAAUAUUACAAAUAUGGAUCUUUAUAUUAACUUUUA
Molecule: messenger RNA, 745 nt
Organism: Phoenix dactylifera (date palm)
Lineage: Eukaryota; Viridiplantae; Streptophyta; Magnoliopsida; Arecales; Arecaceae
Product: autophagy-related protein 8C-like
Source: RefSeq, a predicted model, not a curated record